Corylus avellana is the source of this 1232-nucleotide messenger RNA. Its product is annotated as patatin-like protein 2. The record is from RefSeq and is a predicted model, not a curated record. Gene Ontology annotation, molecular function: monoacylglycerol lipase activity; glycerophospholipase activity. Lineage: Eukaryota; Viridiplantae; Streptophyta; Magnoliopsida; Fagales; Betulaceae. Gene Ontology annotation, biological process: lipid metabolic process.
AAAAGAAAGCUCUUUUGAAUAAAAAUGGCGACUGGUCUUGGAAAGGGCAAGAUGGUGACUGUGUUGAGCAUUGAUGGAGGUGGCAUCAGAGGGUUAAUUCCAGCCACCCUCCUCAGCUUUCUUGAAUCAAAGCUUCAGGAAUUGGACGGGACCCAUGCAAGAGUUGCAGAUUAUUUCGACAUAAUUGCAGGAACAAGUACAGGUGGCCUAGUCACCACCAUGCUUGCAGCUCCCAACAACGACAACCGUCCCAUGUAUGCUGCAAACGACAUCACCAACUUCUAUUUAGACCACUGUCCCAGGAUUUUCCCCCAGAAGAGUUUCAAACACCCUCUGAGUUCAUUGACAAGCAUGUUCGGUGGCAUGACGGGGCCAAAGUACAACGGGAACUACCUGCGGGAAUUGACAAACGAUCUACUUGGGAACCUAACUUUGAAGCAGACCCUAACGAACGUGAUCAUCCCAGCCUUCGAUAUCAAGCUCCUCCAGCCAGUGAUCUUUUCAACCAAUGAUGCAAAAUUGAAUGAUUUGAAGAACGCUAGGCUAGCGGAUGUUUGCAUAGGCACCUCUGCAGCCCCCACUUUUCUUCCAGCACACUACUUUGAGACAAAGAAUGCCGAGGGAAAAACUCGCUGCUUCGAUCUCAUUGACGGUGGAGUUGCUGCCAAUAACCCUACUAUGAUUGCCAUAAGCCAGAUUUUGAAAGAAACGUUGCUGCAAAACAGUGGGUUAAAUGAUGUAAAAGAGGCGGAGUACGGCGAGGGAAGGCUAGUUCUAUCAUUAGGGACGGGAGAGGACAAGGUUGAAGAGAAGUAUACGGCAGCCAAUGCGUCCAAAUGGGGUAAGUUUCGUUGGGUGUAUGACAAGAGCAGUCGCGCCACUCCAUUCCUUGACAUAUAUGGCGAUGCAAGUUCUGAUAUGGUUGACUUUUACGUGUCCGCGCUCUUCCAAGCCCACGACCGUAGGAACAACUACCUCCGUAUUCAGGAUGACAAUUUGACCGGAGAUGCGCGGUCGGUUGACAUUGCGACCGCCGAGAAUCUGGAAAGGCUUGUGGAGAUCGGGAAGGAGCUAUUGACGAAGCCAGUGUCGAGGGUGAAUUUGGAAACUGGGAGGUUCGAGGAAAUUAAGGACAAGGGUACUAACAAAGAAGCGCUUGCCUACUUCGCCAAGCUGCUUGUGGAGGAAAGGAAGCACAGGCAAAACCAGUGAAAGUCAUGCCGGCCGGGGAA